AUGGAUGACAACCAGUGGCUAAGUGCUAGGGAGCCGAUUCUGCGCGAGCUGGUCGAUCAGUGGCUUCAGGACUGGGAGGUCGCGAUGCAGAAAUCGAUUUCUGGUAACCUGUGCAUGCGGCAUUUGGCGAGGUGGCUACGCUCAGAGCCCAAGUUCCUAUCAGGAAGGCCCUCGAGCGUCCUUCGCUGUUGCGACACGGUGGCGUGUAUUUGCUAUAGCCUCGUGAUUGGAAUUGUGCUCUACUUCAUUGUCUUCUUCAUCUUCAUCCUCCUGGCAGUUCUCUUGGAGCUCUUCCUGUAUCCGGCACUGUUCAUCUGCAAGUACCUGCCGUCGGGGCAGCGAGGUCCAUGCAUGAAGGAGUGCGACCCAGGCAUUCUUGGGUUCGUCAUGUUUGUCGGGUUUGGAUACGAGCCGUCUGUGUUUCAGUAUGUCUCCGAGCUCCUCUGCAAGCCCGAGAUGGCAGAGAGGAUGAACAGAAGCCUGCACGACAUGAAUGUGGGCUGCUACAUCGCGAUCGGCCAAUCUUGGCAGAAGGAUGAGAAUGGAAGGGAUUCUCUCGACGCGUGCUGGGACUGGUUCCUCCGCUGA
This is a messenger RNA of Symbiodinium sp. CCMP2592, 588 nucleotides long. The record is from the annotation of a GenBank genome assembly. NCBI's taxonomy places the organism in Eukaryota, Dinophyceae, Suessiales, Symbiodiniaceae.